GACUAUUUGAAAACAGCUGUGUAAUACAUAUCUUUUUGAACACAGUAGCAUGCUUCGUGACAUGUAGUACGGCUCCACACAAGACCUUCUUUGUUGUGUAUAUAUACGUUAAAACAGUUAAGUAUCUGAGGAGGGUUUGGGAGACUCAAAGCAUACAUACAUACAGCACAUUUUUAGAACAGCUACGCCUAAUUAUAUGUGUACGAUGCAAAAAUCUUGUUAACAAUAUAGGACGGACAGUAUGGUAGUAAAGAUCAAGGGUGUGCACAUGCAUGCCUUAUUGAGAUCGCCAUCUGCGUUGGUCUACCAACCGCAUGCCAUAAAACACUGUGUAAGGGGACUUGGUCACAGGCUCCAGAGCAUUACAACACAUCUGGCAUAUCCCACUAUACACGCAGAUGCUUCAUUAACAUCACGGUCGCAUAGAUACAUACAUACAUACUGUUGUGACAAAUUAAAACGAACGCCACUGCAGCAACCUCAGCCAUGUAUACGACAAACCUACAGAACAUACGGUAGUGAUAGUAGUAAUAGUAGUAGUAGUGAUAAAACUGGGACACGCACGCAACCUCAAAGCGUUUCGGCGAAGCACGAGCCUGAGCCUUUGUUAUCGCGCUUUGACUCGGUUGUGCGUGUUCAGAAAGAGGAGCCGCUGGAAACCCAAGACAACUUAGUAAAGGAUGUGUACGCCCGCAUGUUCGGCAGUGGAAUAACGGCUGUGAGUGGCAAUAUACUGUCGAAACCGAAUACAGUGCCUAGACAGAAGAGAACGAAGCGUGUAUCGAGUGCCCGAGGUGGGGCAUUGGGUCGAAAGGGGUCAAGUGCAAAUCCGAGUGCGAGUAUGCGUGCGCAUGCAUCUGUGAAUCCUAAUCCGGAUCAGACUCUGAACGAAGACCUGAGUGUGUUCAUCCACGACAUGCUGCAGCGAGGCAAGGCUCGUAGCCCAACAACGGUACACAAAGCCGGUACAAACACAGCGGUAAGCAAAGCCGGGACCGUUGGAGGCCUUGAUAAAGCACAUGACCAUAGCGCCUCAGUCGCAGAACAGGCUGUUGAACAGUCAACCUCGAGCAGUGAGCUUGAUGGUGACAGAGUUCCCGGGGCCGAACUGAAGUCGCAGUUAGAAAGCUCACGUGCGGCAGCGAAAGAGAAGGACAAGGAACUUAAAUUAGUGGGCUGGAAACCAGCUGUCUCUGGAGACACUCCGAAUGAGGGGGUGGUGCUGGAAAGUUUUGAAAGCGCUUUAGAACUGCUCAAGUCGCAGAUUGGAGGCAUUGCGGGUGCGAAGAAUGCGGAGGAGAUUGUUGCGCCGGCCACAAUUGAGAUAGAAACUGAUAAACAAGCGCAGGAUGUGGCGUCGACGACGAGUGAUACUCUGCGCAAGUUGGAACAAAUUCAACUGGACCGGUCUCAGAAAAAGCUACGCUUGUCCUUGGGCCCUAUGUUGGAGAAGUACAAUCUCGCCCUGAAACGGUUUAGAGCAACCGAUCCACGCGAUAGGGCAAACAUGUAUGUGCUACCCGACUACUCCCUGGAGGAGCAUAUCGACAUCGCCAUUGCCCAUCUGAAAUGGUACGACGCAAAGACCGCCCGCAAUAUCGUCUACGAACUGUCCAACGCAAAAACGUUUCUGCGGUUACCCGAAAUAAUUCGCGGGUGGCAUCUGUCGCCUCAGAUCACCCAGAGACUGCUCAAGCUCACGCAGAUGCUGGCAGAGCGUGAUUUCAUGCUCGUGGGCAUGUUACACGAGGCGUUGGUGGAUGUGUAUGGCAUGAAGUUCUACAACGUGCAACGGCCCAUGGAUAGUAUGGAGUUGGCGAGUCUGAUGGUCGAGGCCAUGGUGAAGGGGAGCGAGCUGGACAGAGCAAUUAGAGCGUAUAAGGUGGCCACCAAGCUGAAUGUCUACCCGAAAGCACGCACGUAUGACCUAUUCAUCCCCGCUGUGGAACAGCAGAUCCAAGACUGUGUUUCGUCGGGCAAUAACAAAGCCGCACACCAGUUUCAUGCCACCCUCAAACACCUGUACACCGAUAUGCUGACUCAGCGAAUACCUCUGAGUGUGCACACAAUCCCCCACUCCUUCAAACCUAACUGGGGCAGCGCAGAACGGCUGCGGUUACUGAGCGAAGGGUACGGUACCAUACUCGAGGGAGGUGCGGGGCGAAAAGGGGCGUCCGAGGAUGUGAUCCCGCAUGAGGUGCCUUCGUAUGUGCACGCUGUGGGGUUGUACCAGCUGGCCCAGACGGAGUUCUACCGCGACGCUCGCGAGUGGUUCAAUGCCUUGAUGGUGUCAGUGCGUAGAGAGCACGUGGCCAACGGAGUCAAGUACCGAACUUUGCAGGAGCAUGCACGCAUCUCCUCGCUGGAUGGGGUCUCAAGCGACACGCACACGUGGGUGGACGCAGCUAUUGCGGGCCAAGAUCUCUCAGCCGAAGGUUCGGAGAGUGUGCCUACCUUUGGGCCUGUGGAUGUACACGCACAUGCUGCACGCGCCCAAGUCCUGGAGGAUGCCCACAUACGCACAGGCUGUGGCGAGUACUGCAGCGGAGGCCAGCAAGAAGCCCAGGCGUCCCUCCAGGCGCAACUGGCCAAGCACACCAAAUACCGCCCGGAGAUGGAUCUGGUCACCCACGCGUGCACGGCGUAUGCGACGGCCUUUGCCCUGCCCCACAAAGGCGUGGGUGGUGAGCUGCACCUGAGCAGUCUGAGGUGGCAGUAUGGGUAUGAGAUGGUGCGGUCUAUGGCACACGUGGGGCUCUGCGUGCCUGUACGGGCGGCCGAGGCUGUGAUGCGCGACUGUGUGGGCGCGGGGGUGUGGCCGCGAGCGCUGGAAGUGUACCACGUGAUCACGAGUCAGCGCAGAGACGUCGCGUUUUACAGCGCGGUGCUCAUGCGCGCGCAGCCCACCGCGCCUGCCGACACGCUGCGGAAUACGAACGAUGUGCGCGUGAUCAACGACGAUGGUAGCCAGGAUGAGUACGGCAUGCGUAUGGUAGACAUGGCCUUAGUGGCGUGUCGGGAGGGUAACACACCGGCCUUGGCAGAGAAGGUACUCAACGCGGCGCUGUCGUAUAAUGAUGGGGUGGUCAGAGCCGACCAUGCUGUGGAGUGUGCAGAUAGGGCGGAUGAAAAGACGGGUACACAGGCGCACAAGUACGUGUACCGGGGUUUGCCUGAGCUGAGCGUGUCAGACCACACCUAUGCUACGGUGAUUGCUGCCUGGGGUGCUGUGGGUGACUGGCAGGGUGCUGUGAGGACAUACAUGGACACUCGUGCGUGUGUACCAGAUAACCGGAGCAGGGAGCGUGGGCCACUAACACGCACGCAGAAAGAACAUACUGAAAACUCUACGCCUGAGCAGACACGUACGCGCAGACUCAGCCCCGGGUCAGAUCGGUUGGCGUCACUGGCUUUACUCAGGGUAGUAGCCACGUGCGGGCAGUGGGAGUAUGCGCUGGGGUUCAGCGAACGGAUGUUCAAGGGAGUAGACACGCUCUUCGACUCUAUCAAACACGCCCAGGCGUAUGCGAAUAAGGAAGCGGAACAGGGUACGGACACGCGUGCCAGCAGCACUGCGGAUGUUAAUCACCUGUUCUUCAAUCAGGAGUAUAUAUACCCACUCCCACCCCAUCUCACGGGUAACGUGCGUGUACCGGAGGACGGGAAGCUGGCGCUCGACAUUGCGUCUAUGGGCGUUGUGCUGAGAGCCCUCGAUAUGAGUUCGUCAACGGACAGCGACCACCACACGCAUGCCAACGCGCACGGCAAUCGGACGGCGCUGAGGUAUGAGGAUGCUCUAUGGGCCCUGCUGGACGGUAAGCAUACAGCUAAGUUACAGGCGAACCCCUUCCCUCGACCUGAUGGUCUGUUCUUUAACGAUGCCAUGUACCGUUUGGGCCGCAGGGGUGCGUGGAGAGACGCCGUGCGCCUAUUCCGUUACAUGCGAACCAAAGGAGUGGCGGUUACGCGCCAACAGUAUGGCAUCACGCAGGCGGCGGUGUGUGGGCUGAGCGAGUGGAAGACGUGUGUGUACAAGCAUGCGCAGACCGGAGAGCCUUGGGGUAAGUUCGACCCCAAGGUGUGGAAUAGGAGGUAUGUAGAGACGUUCUUAGCAUAUGGCGUGCCUCUGGGAAGUGCUGCCAAUCGGGAGGGGGUGGACGCUAGGGCUGAUAGUGACCUUGUUACCAGGUUACGGGAGAGUGACGCGUUGUUUGAAGCCAUGAUUAAAGAGAAUUGGGCCGUCAUGGACUAUGCUCCGCUGCAGUUCCUGCGGCGAGCCCACCGGGGCGUGUACGAUCUGCACUUCAUGGGGGUGGAGGAGGCGCUGGCGGCAGUUCGGUACGUGAUGCGCAACUACCAAACGGUCAAGGCAGGCACAUGGGCUGGAAUAGGACACACCCACAGCACGAAGGAGGAUGACGGCCUGUACGACAAGUUUGGGCGGGGGUUGGCCUAUGAAAGUGCUCGAGCUCGGUCGAGUUCCGGGGCUGUGAUCACCGGACCGGCUGCGACAAGCACACUACCAACGCGUGCGGAUGAGACUCCCUGUGGGCUGUGGUUUGAGCGCGAUGAACGAGAUUUCUGGCGGCAGAAGGAGAAAGCUUUAGGUUUCGCCUCUGAUAUACUUGUGAAGCACGCAGACCGAGAAUGGGCUGCUGUGGGGGAGAUCAAGUUCGUGGUAGGGGGCAAGGUUGAUUCAGGUUGCAGUUCGGUACUGGGGGGUGUGGUGCAGCACUGCCUGCUGAGCCUGGGAGUGCCUAGCAAGGCCGGGUGGACGGCUAUGGAGCUGAAGCACUGGACUCUACAGCAGCCAUUGGUGACGGUGCGUUUGGAGGAUAUCCAGAGGUGUGGCGAACGGCUGGCAGAUGCGAAGUAAGAUGGUGGACACAACGCGAGCCAAAUAGUCAAAACUUGUUUUCUCAUGAAUGCCAAAUGCCAGUGCGGUGGUCGGGCCGUGGCAUAGAAAGCAUCGGUAGCCUCAGGGGUGUCCGGGAGUACUACCACGUUGGUCGGUGAUACAGUCUGAGUUUAUGUACUUCUGAAAUAACGUACACGAUAGUGCAAUGAGCUUCAUUCGGUGGUGUGAUAAAAGGCGUGCGAAUGCCGAUAAAUAGUGUGUGUUAUGGCAAACUGCGCUUGGGCAGGUAGCCUCCGGUAAUCGGGGCGAGGUGAACUCGGUCUCACUUGGAGGCCAGGCGGAAGGGAGGAUUAGGUAAUCAGACUCCCUAAAGCGUGCGUGUGGGCGGACUUCACGGGUGUGGAGUGCAAUCUAUGAGUAUGCAGUAUAGUCAGUGGUGGUGUGUCAACUUGACUGUAUUCAGAGACGGAUUUCGAAAGCCAGUUCGGCACUUUUAGCAACGCUGGCCUUGGUAUUGUGAGGAGUAUCGGAGCCAGAUGGAACCGGGGAGGUGAUUUGCAUCCUGUUUGUGAAUACGUGUGAAGGCUUUCUUCAGGGGAUAAGAGAAUCGUUGGCGAGUGCUGAUAUGGACAGUGGGUUUUUAGGGUUUUACAAAAUCCUAAACCCUAAAACCUACUACACAAGAUGUCCGAUAAUCGUUCACUGUACAUCCCCGUGGUGAUAAUUGUGCUUCAAGUUAGAGCGGCUCACGUCGGGGUGAGCUGGCGUGUUGCGUAUAGAGUGAUACCCAAAUACCCAGGUAAUAGAGUUCCCAUACCACAAGUAGCUCCUUCCCGGACGAGUGCCGAUACAAGGGCUGUUGGCCAUGGUCGGAGGUUUUUGGUUCGUCAGAGUUAUAAUGCUGGGCUGCGUCGUCUCAUGCACUAUUACAACAGCGCAUGGUUUAAUAUUAGGCUAGGCGCAUACCGAUACGCCCUUUCGUCGUUGGCAUACGCAUUGAACAUCGAAGCGUUAAUAGCCUGAAGCACGAGCUGAAUAGAUCGACAGUAUGCUAAAGUCCUGUACCAACGUAACUGUAUGUAGAUGUGUCAGUUACAAGCUCGUGGCGAUUCUAUCUAUUUCACCCACCGGGAGGAUACCGCCACUUCGGUGGAUGGCAGUUGAAAAGCCGAUAUACUUUCUCUAGAGUAAGAGGAUUGUCCUUCUGUUUAUAUAAUAUGGGGUUGUUGUCGGUAUGAGAUGCCCACUCUCAAUCAUAUCCGGAAUAAACGUGGUCGGAUUUGUCUUAAAAAAAAUGGUACCGUGGCCCUUGGAGGCGUUCCAAUACAUAGAUCAAUGAGUUGGGCACGCGUAUUCAUUCCAUCUCUGUAUAGUCAGACACAUCG
Sphaeroforma arctica JP610 is the source of this 6243-nucleotide messenger RNA. RefSeq lists its product as hypothetical. The transcript is spliced from 4 exons. The record is from RefSeq and is a predicted model, not a curated record. NCBI's taxonomy places the organism in Eukaryota, Ichthyosporea, Ichthyophonida. Bases 242 to 4876 code for a protein of 1544 amino acids.